Molecule: messenger RNA, 549 nt
Organism: Paramecium sonneborni
Lineage: Eukaryota; Ciliophora; Oligohymenophorea; Peniculida; Parameciidae
Source: the annotation of a GenBank genome assembly
AUGCAAUAUAACUAAGCAAACAACUAACAGGGCUAAUAUCCUAAUAAUUAUAUAAGCUAGCAAUACCCAGAAUAAUAUCCUUAAUACCCUUAAUAAUAUCCUGCCUAAUCGCAAUAAUUUCCAUAAUAUCCUAAUCAACCAAAUUAGCCUUAUAUGGAUAAUAAUAUUCCUAAUGGCUAACCAGUUAAUUAAGGUUAUUAAACAAGCCAAUAAUAUUAAUAAGUGUAACUAUUUGUUUGUUCUAAUUUAGUUAAUAACCUUAUAUAACUAAUGUGGCUAUUUUAGUUCCAACCCCAAUAUAAAUUAGUGCUGAGGGAAUGAGAUUUCCUGUCUAGAUUAAGUGUUAAUUUUGUCAAUAAGUUGGAAUCACAAUAGUUGAAAAUAGAAUAGGCAAUGGAACUAUUUGUGCAUCAAUUUUAGUUUUACUUUUAUGUUGGCCUCUAUUUUGGUUACCUUGUUGUUUAGAAGAUUGUAAGGAUAAGAUUCAUUUAUGUUAAAAUUGCGGCAAAAUAGUGGGAUAGAAAGAAUAUGAAUUAUGUUGACUCUUCC